AUGGUGACAGCUAUAAAAGGAGUUUUAGUUAAAUGUGAUGAGCCUACCAUGCAAAUAAUUUUAAUGUUAAAUGAAGAGAAGAAUUUUUUAAUUGAAAAGAUUAGUGAUACUGUUUGUUUAUGUAAAGAAAAUGUUCAUGAUUUUCUAGAAAAAGAAGUAAUAAAACAAUUGGAAUAUUCAGAAAGGCAUGAAACUGAAGAUUAG
Plasmodium reichenowi is the source of this 204-nucleotide messenger RNA. RefSeq names its product transcription factor TFIIH complex subunit Tfb5, putative. The record is from RefSeq and is a predicted model, not a curated record. The coding region runs from base 1 to 204 and encodes 67 amino acids. Gene Ontology annotation, biological process: nucleotide-excision repair, preincision complex assembly; transcription by RNA polymerase II; nucleotide-excision repair. The transcript has a single exon. Gene Ontology annotation, cellular component: transcription factor TFIIH holo complex; transcription factor TFIIH core complex. NCBI's taxonomy places the organism in Eukaryota, Apicomplexa, Aconoidasida, Haemosporida, Plasmodiidae.